CUCUUUCCUACAGGUUGCCAAAUCUUGUUGAGGGUUGUGUGCUGGUUAAUGCAUAGAGGAAAAAGGGUGAAGCUUGAAGACGAAACUGAAGGUAGUUGGAAAAGUUUUGCAGCUGUCAGAAUGACCGCAGUGGAUGACAUCUCGGACAGCACGGAGGUUGUGGAAAUGGACGACGUCCCCUCCCAGUUUUUCGUGGAGAAGCACUCAUGGGAUGGCUUGCGUGACAUCAUUCACGGCAGCCGGAAGUACUCGGGAAUGAUCAUUAACAAGGCGCCCCAUGACUUCCAGUUCGUUCAGAAGCAUGACGAGUCCAGCCCUCACUCGCACCGGCUCUACUACCUUGGAAUGCCGUAUGGGAGCAGAGAAAACUCAUUAUUGUACUCUGAAAUCCCAAAGAAAAUACGGAAAGAAGCCCUCCUUGUGUUAUCAUGGAAACAGAUGUUAGAUCACUUCCAGGCGACUCCGCAUCAUGGUGUAUAUUCCCGUGAGGAGGAGCUUCUCCGUGAGAGGAAGCGUCUGGGGGUCUUCGGCAUCACGUCCUACGACUAUCACGCACAAAGCGGCCUUUUCCUCUUCCAAGCAAGCAACAGCCUUUUUUAUUGCCGUGAUGGCGGCCAAAACGGCUUCAUUCAGGGUGCCCCGAUGAAGCCAGAGGAAAUUAAGACUCAGUGCUCAGGGAUUCGCAUGGACCCCAAGAUCUUGCCUGGUGAUCCCAGUUUCAUUGCCUUCAUAAAUAACAACGACCUGUGGGUGACGAAUAUCGAAACUGGAGAGGAGCGACGACUUACUUUCUGUCAUAAAGCAAUAUUUUGUCAAUGGAGUUGUGUUAAUGCUAAUGAACCCUUCUCGAUGCUUGUAGGAAGUAAGAACCCUCAAAUUAGCCUGAAACUAGCAGAGAUUCAGACCGACCAACACGGCAAGAUUAUUAGCGCACAAAACAAAGAGCUUGUUCUCCCGUUUACCACGCUCUUUCCUGGGGUUGAGUACAUCGCAAGAGCUGGAUGGACAAGAGACGGCAAAUUUGCUUGGGCGGUGUUGCUAGACCGCAACAUCUGGAUCAAUGUCCAUGAUAUCUUCUAUCCCUUCAUUCAAACAACUAAUGACAAGAUCACCUUCCUGUGGGUGAACGAAUCACAAACGGGCUUCUGCCAUUUGUACAGAAUUACCAGCCUCUUACAGCCGGGCUGCCAGCAGUGGACCAGAGAAUACAGUCCUGCAGACGAUGAUUUCAAAUGCCCAAUAGAGGAGGAGGUGACUUUAACGAGUGGAGAGUGGGAAGUCUUGGCCAGACACGGCUCAAAGAUCUGGGUCAACGAAGAAACCAAACUGGUGUAUUUCCAGGGAACGAAAGAUACUCCACUUGAGCACCAUCUGUAUGUUGUGAGCUACGAAUCUCCUGGAGAAACUGUUAGACUUACUAAGCCGGGUUUCUCUCACAGCUGCUCAGUUAGCCAGAACUUUGACAUGUUCAUUAGCCACUACAGUAACGUGAGCACACCUCCGUGCGUUCACGUCUACAAACUGACGGGUUCUGACAGUGACCCCCUGCACAAAGAGCCAGAGUUCUGGGCGAGCAUGAUGGAGGCUGCAGGUUGCCCGGCUGAUUAUGUCCCUCCUGAGAUAUUCAGCUUCCCUGCUAGUUCCGGUUUCCUGAUCUAUGGAAUGCUGUACAAACCUCACAACCUGAAACCAGGCAAAAAACACCCCACAAUCCUGUUUGUGUACGGCGGCCCACAGGUGCAGUUAGUGAAUAACUCUUACAAGGGUGUGAAGUAUCUGCGUCUGAACACGUUGGCGUCUCUGGGUUAUGCAGUGGUGGUCAUCGACGGAAGAGGGUCAUGCCAAAGAGGCCUCAAGUUUGAAGGGGCCCUUAAAAACAAAAUGGGGCAGGUGGAGAUUGAAGAUCAGGUGGAGGGACUUCAGUAUGUAGCAGAGAAUUACAAGUUCAUAGACAUGAGUCGAGUUGCCAUCCAUGGUUGGUCUUAUGGUGGAUUCCUGUCUCUCAUGGGCCUCAUUCACAGGCCAAACAUCUUCAAGGUGGCCAUAGCAGGAGCUCCUGUGACGGUGUGGAUGGCAUACGAUACGGGCUACACCGAACGCUACAUGGACAUGCCUGAAAAUAACCAGCAGGGGUAUGAGGCGGGCUCCGUCGCCCUGCACGUCGACAAGCUUCCUAACGAUCCAAACCGAUUACUUAUUUUACAUGGGUUCCUUGAUGAAAACGUGCACUUUUUCCACACCAACUUCCUGGUGUCUCAACUCAUCCGUGCAGGAAAGCCAUAUCAGCUACAGAUCUACCCCAAUGAGAGACACAGCAUCCGCUGUCCUGAGUCCGGAGAGCACUACGAGAUCAUGCUACUGUACUUCCUCCAGCAGCACCUCUGAUGAGCGGCGCAUCUCCUUUCCCAGCCUCCUCUACUUCCUUCAGCAACAGUGACAGUGAAUACGGCCCUCUCCGGUUCCCCAACCCGCCUUUGCUUACUCGCACUCUUUCUGGAAGGAGUGUCUUCGCAGCAGCCAGAAACGGACUUGUCCCCAAACCUCAUGUAAUUUUGUGCAUGUCGGCACACUUUUAUCAGAAAGGACACCUCCGAGAACGGAGAAGAACCCAGUAGCUCAUUAACCUCAUAAACAAGUUUUGGAUCAUGUGCCACAUCUAGGUAAUGUUUCCUUUCCGGCUCCCUUUGAAACACUGAUUAUGUUGCCAAACGUGUCUUUAUUUUUAAAAUUUGUAGUUAGUGGCUGAUCAGGAUACAGAGACUGGAUUUCUACACGUAACGUACAGAAAUGCUCUUUCCGCGCUUUCUCUGCUCAUUUAACUUAAGCUUUUUCAGUUCUAUGAAUGCAGUCGUGUUUCGGUCCAACAUGGAUUCCAGCGAUAGCCGCAGUCUCGUGGCUCUCACGUAAGGACACCUCACACUACUACCUGCAGUUCAUAUUUUAAGUGUGUAUUAUUAAAGGAACAUAUUUUUUAUGAA
Molecule: messenger RNA, 2978 nt
Organism: Sinocyclocheilus grahami
Lineage: Eukaryota; Metazoa; Chordata; Actinopteri; Cypriniformes; Cyprinidae
Product: dipeptidyl peptidase 9-like
Exons: 19
Coding region: 49-2385 (778 amino acids)
Biological process (GO): proteolysis
Molecular function (GO): serine-type peptidase activity; dipeptidyl-peptidase activity
Source: RefSeq, a predicted model, not a curated record